CGGGAGCGGCGGCGGAGCGCAGGAGGCGCCCGCUUGGCAGAGGCGGCCGAGGCGGUAACCGUUUCUCCUUCCGAGGACAGCAGCGGCAGCGGGAGAAGGAUUCUUCUGCAAUGACUACAGCCAGAUACAGACCUACUUGGGACUUGGUGCUUGAUCCUCUUGUAUUGUGUAAACUCUGCCUUGGGGAGUAUCCUGUGGAGCAGAUGACAACAAUAGCACAAUGCCAAUGCAUCUUCUGUACACUGUGCCUGAAACAGUACGUGGAGCUUUUGAUCAAGGAAGGCCUUGAAACAGCAAUUAGCUGUCCUGAUGCUGCUUGCCCAAAGCGAGGUCAUUUACAAGAAAAUGAAAUUGAGUGUAUGGUUGCAUCAGAAAUCAUGCAGAGAUACAAAAAACUACAAUUUGAAAGAGAAGUGCUUUUGGAUCCUUGUCGGACUUGGUGCCCAUCUUCUUCCUGCCAAGCAGUUUGCCAACUUCAAGAAUCAGGACCUCAGAGCCCCCAGUUGGUGCAAUGCAAAGUCUGUGACAUAGAGUUUUGCUCAUCAUGCAAAUCUAACUGGCACCCCGGACAAGGUUGUCAAGAGAAUAUGCCAGUCAGCUUCCUUCCAGGGGAAACAAGCUCUGUUUAUAAAAUGGAAGAAGAUGAUGCUCCAAUCAAACGUUGUCCAAAAUGCAAAGUUUAUAUUGAAAGAGAUGAAGGCUGUGCCCAAAUGAUGUGUAAAAACUGUAAACAUGCCUUCUGCUGGUAUUGUUUGGAAUCACUUGAUGAUGACUUUCUCCUUAUACAUUAUGACAAAGGACCUUGCCGAAACAAGUUAGGUCACUCUAGGGCAUCAGUUAUUUGGCACAGAACACAGGUCGUGGGGAUUUUUGCAGGAUUUGGCUUGCUAUUAUUAGUGGCAUCUCCCUUUCUUCUACUCGCUACUCCAUUUGUCCUCUGCUGCAAAUGCAAGUGUAGUAAAGGAGACGAUGACCCUCUGCCUACUUAGAGAGAAUGAAGAAGGGACCUACUCAUCAUCGCUGUCCAUUUCCUACCCCCCUUUUUUGCACUUAAUCUUGUUAGAAUCUUGCCUUAUUCCGCUUUGAGUGAGAAGUGAGGCGCCGUGAUUCCAGGAACUACUGGUGCCAGAGUUCCCUAUCCACCAGUCGGAUUAUGAGGAACAAUUUAAGGGCUGGCAGCAAACAGGUUGAACAUCAGAAUUGUGUGCAUCAAUGAUAUGAGUCAUUCCUUAUUCUCUGGGAGACAACAUUAGCAGACCUGGAACUGAGUUACGCUACCCAGAUGAAAAUCUUCAUCUAACUAUUCACAUUAAACUGAGAGAGGUUCUUUCCUUUAAGUAUAGGUGGUUUUUACAAAUCCGUUACCAAUUUAAAUAUGUUCGUUUUAGAUGUGACUUCCAGUAUCUGUUUAUUAAAAUCAAUUUCUUAAUAUCUGCAAUUGGAAAAUGUCUAAGCAUUCUUGUCUCAUCUCCCCUGUCCAUCUUUCUCACACACACACAAAGUCAUGGCAUCCAGACAGAUGCCCUAGGCCUUUGACUCUGAAAGCUAAGAGGUGCCAUUUCUGCCUACUAAUAUUUGAAAAUCUGUGUGAGCUAAAUAUGUGGAUAUGUCUGUAUUUUUUUUUUAAUUUGAGGAUUGGGAGGGAGGGUUGCAAAGUUUUAUGGCUGAGACAUAUGGCCCAGAACUGUUAUAUAACCAAGAGUCUUUUAAAAAUUGAGAUUACACUAAACCCUUGAUUUAACAGAUCUCAGUUUGGUGGACUUCAAAUUUAACAGACAAAAUCUGUUAGAACAGGAAUAUGUCAUGCUGGAACUCCUGUGGCAGUUGAGGAACAGCAGGGGAGAGGAGGAAGGGAAGGUGCUGGGAAGAUUGGGGGCAGGCUGGCCAACAGGAUAUGCCAUUGGGAGGCACCAUGCACCAUGCCCUGCUUGCCAGCUUCGUCCAACUGUGCCUUUUGUUUCCUAUCUAGAUUUGUUUCUACCUGUUGUUUAUUACUUAUUUGCUACAUGUAAAUAGAGCUGCCUCUAAUCUGGUAUCCUUUUGUGUACCUAGAAAAAUAAUUUUGUAGAAGCCAAGCAUGUUCUAAAUUUUGGGAAAGUCUGAGGCUCAUGAUUUCUCUUAGUGGUAGGCGCUAAUCUGGAAACAUAACAAUCAUCGUCAUUUCCCAUGUGGACAGUACUCUGGGAACCAGGAAAGAAUAAACAUAGUUCUCAGCAGAACUGGUUUUCCUCUACUACUGUAUAAUCUGUCCCUGGCAGAGACUGGCCAUCCCAUGGAAGGAGAUAUUGCUUGUAUAUUUACCUACUUUGUUGGUUCAUCCCAGGUGGCUCUUCUUCCUUAGAUCCUAAGGGUUCAAGGCAUGGAUUGGAGGGGUAUAUGGAAAGCGUAGAUGUUCUCCCAUCUUCCUAAUGUCCAGUGGGCACUGAAGAUCAGCCAGAGAGAGGGGCGCCUUAUGUCGGUUCAUCUCAAUUCACUAAGCUGUACCUGGAUGUAGAUGGAUAACAUCAGUGUUACAGUCCCAGAAUCCCAUCUAAAUUCAAGAAGGUUCUGUUUUCUCCCUCCCAUUAUGCUUCAAUUAUUAAAAAUGCCUGCAAUGAUCAUGCAUACUCUAAAAGCUGUUCAAAAUGUAUAAAUAUUUAAUUCAUUUUAAAAAUCACUUCUAUUUUAUGGUGUACAGUAUUGUGACAGCAAACAAUGUUUGUUUUUAAAUAUCACCUUUUCCAUCUUAUAUUUUCACUAUUAUUGUCUUCUGUAUAUUCCGAAGUACCAUAAAAUGGACAUCCAGCUACAAUUGAUAACAUUGUUUUGAGUGAAAAUUGUAAAUGUAGAUUUUAAACUAAGGGGAAGUAUUAGCUCAAAAUAUUCUAUAACCAAAUGAAACCUGGAAAUGGGAAAAUCUUUCAUGCAUAUAUAAGCCAAAUGAAACAGAAAAUCAUUCUUGGCAUAAUAAGGGCAUAACCGUUUGGACUCAGCGUUUGUACAUGUAUCUAAUGCAAAUCUGAUCCCAGCUGUCCUCCCAUAUCAGAAAAUUAAUGGUUGAAUUGUGGGAAGAAUGUGCUUUGUUCCGGCUUUAAUCUUCUCCUUCUUCUCCUUCUCCUUCUCCUUCUCCUUCUCCUUCUCCUUCUCCUUCUCCUUCUCCUUCUUCUCCUUCUCCUCUAGUAACAAAAAAUAAAAUCACUUCUCCUAGUUGUCCCAUUUAUCAAUCUUUAGAUGAUUAGCAGAGCAAGAAUGAGUGAUACUUGUUUCUGGUGCCAGUGGAAAUUUUUUUUUUCAAUCUAGCCAUAAUUGGCAUGCAAGGUACAGCAUUCCUUGUCAAAAUAGUAGUGGGAAUUGGAGAUAUAAAAUAUUCUUACUGUGCUCCUAACUGGAAUCUUUGCCCCUCACCCACGUUCUUAACAUCUAGCAUAGAUAAAAAAACUCUGGGCAACCUGAGCAAACCAAGGAGUCAUAAGCGUCCAUCCCUAACUGCAGUGAUGCCAACUGGAUAGAAUGUGUGUCAUGAUAUCAUAAUUCAAGCACAUAAAGGGCAGAGUUUGUAUUGCAACGUUGCAACUAACUUUUCACCCUUUGUCCCCACUGCCCCUGAUGCCUAUGCAAAGAGACAAAAGGCAUUAGCAGUAGCUUCUUUUUGAAUCAUUUUGCAAUAAUCCCAGUGUCCUCCAAAGAUGAAUCAUGAGCAAAUUUGAAAGCUGUUCUACAUUUGUGCUGCAAAGCAGGAUCACUCUCAGAACUUGCUCCCACCUUGCUUGCCUAAGUCAGUUGUCAGCUGGCUCAAGUAAAAGAAAGAGGGAAGCCCACAGUGCAGUUUGACACGGUUCAGGCCUUGUUUAGAGUAGCAUGAUGGCUUGUUUACCCAAAGCUGGAUCUUGCUAUGCCUGGUCAAGCUUGCUGUCAGGUUGUCCAAGCAAAGCCAUGAGCAAAGCCUGCUGCACACUUAUUGUCUUACGCUCGCGCUGCUAAAUCGCUGGCGGUCCUCCCUCCCACUUUGCUUAGACAAGGCAGGAUCUGGCUUGUCUAAGCAAAACCUAGAGUUAGUUAUUUUGGGCUCCGAGUUGAGUUGCAUAAGCCUUCUGUCAUACACACCCGAACCUGGAUCUCUGUCAGAAUCCACUCCUGGUCCACAUGGACCAACCAGGAGCAAAGUCAGGAUGUUCUACACAUACUGCUAUAAAAAGCCAACGUCGAUACCCAAGAAAAGUCAGAUGAAAAAUGAAAGUGGCCUACUCAAAAAUAAAACCCAUAUUUCAGAAAUUACACAAAACUAAGCAACCUCAUUGUUCACAUUAAAAAUACAUUUUUAAACUGUAUUGUUCUGUUUAUUUCUAAUGAAAAAGGUUUUAAUUUAGAAAGUUGCAAGGUUGUAUCAUUGUCUUACCUGAUAUAUGGAUUAAAAUUUAGUUAUGUUUAUGUCUUGCCCAACCUCAACAAAAUCAUUAUUUUUGUUCAGGGGCAGUGGCUAACACACAUUCAUUUAUCAUUUUAGGGAGUUGUGAUAGUGCCACAUUGAGGACCCCCGUGGAAUUGGUUUUGACUUUAGAAACAGUAUUAUUCCAAGCAUAUCAUAGUGGACAUUUUCAACACUACUUUAGUGAAUAAAAGGUGGUUGACAUUGUACUGUAAUUUCAAACCAGUUUUCCAUCAUUUAUACCAGGGUUAUUCUAUGGUGUCUAAACUUGAAUCAGAUAAUUGCCAUUACAAAUUUCAGUUAUAUUGUCUUAGAAGGUAAUAUAGCUUGAAUUUCUCUAAAUGUUACUUUUGAAGUCUUUGGGAACUCCCAAAAUCCACAUUUUGUAAUUUUGUUUUCCAAUGAAAGGUAAAUUUUACCUGAUAUGGCUUUUAUUUUUAUGCUGUUUCUUGCUUUCAGUACAAUGCCUUAACGCUCCUUUUAGUGAACGGUUACUUGUUACAGUAGAUGUCCUCUUGGACAAAGUUCCAACAAAUAAUUUUUGUCACUAUCCAGCUCAAAGACAUCGUUCUGUUCUCAUUCAAAUGGGAACAGGACCUAGCAAAAUGACUGAUUGUCUUUAUCCCAAAUUGUGCUACACCCAGUUGUGGUUGGACAAGUUAUCAUACUAAGAGAUAAUAUGUAGGAUACUUUUGAUUUGGGUUUUCAGUUUUUGCAUACUGUACUGUGUAAUGUCAUCCAUGACUUAGCUUUUGUUGAGAACCCAGCCUUGUAUAUUAUUCCAUGGUCAGCAAAGCAUGGCUUAAUGUGACGUGUGAGCCCAAAUGCUAUCUUAGUUAUACCACCUGUUAAAAUUAAUCAACAGUUUGCAAUAUCUUUUGGAGAGAUAAUUUCAAGGUUCUUCAGAAAACACUUAGGAUAUCAUUUCAAUUAUUUUCAGCUUUAACUCUUAUACCAUAGAAAGCCACAAUUUGUCCAGUGUUAGGGAUCAGAAAUGACAGGUUAUUCAUUCCAGGAUCUGCUUGGACCACUUGCUUCAGACACUGACACAUCUAACAGCACAAUUAUCUUUCUGUCAGGAAAUAGAGCAACAGGAAUGUGUAAUGGACCUAAACAGCAUACAUAUAAUUUAUUGAGACUUGACAGAUUUGGCAAUUAUUGUUAGAAUUAUUUGUACAAUUCUUCAUGGACUUGGAUUUCUGAAUUGCUUCAUUUUUUUCCAGAAUAGCAUUGGGGCUUUAGCAAAUUUUCAAAUUCAAUAUCCCAUUUAUGUUCAGAUUGCUGUACCUGGAUAUUUUGCUGCAGUUUUCAGUUUCAUCUUUUUCCUUGCUAGUUUCUGAUGAGCAUGAGGAAGCAUGCAUGUUGAUGUUUCAUCACAUUUCUUUGAUAGCAGAUUAGUUCCCACAUAUGUUUUAAAGAUAGAUAGAAAAUGUGCAUCAAAACUGCAGGAUGCUAGGCAUGCACCAGUUCCAAAAUAAGGAUAAAAUGCUUUCCAACUUAAACAGAGGGGGAAAAAUGAGAGUCCAGCCCAGCUGUGGAAGAAAACAGAAAAAAUGCAUCUCUGGGUAUUGCUGGCUUGCCAACUGAGCCAUUUCAAUAGGAAGAUAUGCAGUAUCAAGAUAAACAAAACACCAUAUACAUAUAAAAAACACCAUGCAAGCUAGUUUUACAAAGGGUUUUGUCCCAGGAAAAAACAGUAUGGAAAUAAUUUUUAAUGGAUAAUGGCAUUAAAGGGUUUUCAGCAAUCAUGCUUGCUAAUGCACUUCCACAAACAAAAAAACCCCCAUCUUUUGUGUCUACACUCCCCUGCUGGUCCCUGCUUGGUUAGAUACGUAAUCCUCUCUUAUUGGAAUCCAAAAAUAUUAGGUCCAGGUACGUGUCAUACAACUGAAUCUUCCUUGCUCAUUGAACCAUGAUUUUCUUUUUUAACUUUGUAUAAAGAAGCAUGGAAGAGUCCUGCGUAUCUAUAAAUGAUGUAUUUGACUACAGUAAAAUAAAUACAUUUUGUUUCUGUAUUUGAAAUGUAACUACAUUUGUGCCACUAACACUGUGAUGUAUACAAGAGCUGUUGAAUGCCUUUGAAUGUUGUUUUGUACUUUGAAAUCAUAU
Python bivittatus (Burmese python) is the source of this 6514-nucleotide messenger RNA. RefSeq names its product ring finger protein 144A (gene RNF144A). The record is from RefSeq and is a predicted model, not a curated record. Gene Ontology annotation, biological process: protein ubiquitination. NCBI's taxonomy places the organism in Eukaryota, Metazoa, Chordata, Lepidosauria, Squamata, Pythonidae. Gene Ontology annotation, molecular function: ubiquitin-protein transferase activity; zinc ion binding.